Penicillium longicatenatum is the source of this 2238-nucleotide messenger RNA. RefSeq names its product RNA polymerase II mediator complex middle subunit MED1. Gene Ontology annotation, cellular component: mediator complex. Gene Ontology annotation, biological process: regulation of transcription by RNA polymerase II. The transcript has 2 exons. The record is from RefSeq and is a predicted model, not a curated record. NCBI's taxonomy places the organism in Eukaryota, Fungi, Ascomycota, Eurotiomycetes, Eurotiales, Aspergillaceae. Bases 1 to 2238 code for a protein of 745 amino acids. Gene Ontology annotation, molecular function: transcription coregulator activity.
AUGGCGACCCCAUCAGCCAAACCUGGCGCCACGCCAACUCAUCUCACUUCCUCCCCGCACCCGUCAUCUGCGCCUCUAUCCCGGUCCAUUGCUCAUAAAUCCCCCUCUACAAGAACCCCGACAGCCUCAGGCCAAGGCCAUACACACCAAAUAAGUGUUUCAUCAUCUCAACAGUACGCCACACCUCUUGCCGUCUCAAACGCAGUCGAUGAAUCCGUCAAUUUCACCUCUCCCUCCGCGUUACUUGCGCUUGGCGGUUACACUGGAAUCAGCCCAUCACCAGCGGUUCACGACGCUCUUGUUGGCCACGGAUUGCACGAUAACGAUAUUCAGAAUUUAGGAAUGCAGGGACUCAAGCUUGGGGUGGGUCGUGAUAACGACGAAGAGCAAAGACACCGGAUUGAGGAAGUGGUGCUAUGUCUUCAUGCGCGCGUUGCAGGGCGAGGUGUGUCUCGGGAAGGAGUUGAACGAUUGAGCCGGCUGGAGGGAUUUGAAUCGAUCUGGCAAGACAACGAUAUCAACAUUGCCGGUAACUUUGUCGAUCUGGAAAUCGAGUUUCAUGCUGGCCAUGAUGUCGUCAAGGAUGUUAGCUUGCGAUACGCUACGCCAGAGUUCACCGAGGGCGAGCGACGAGAAGAAGCGACUGCUGUCUUGAAACGAAAUCUUGUGCAGUCACCCCAAGACAGCGAGACGGGAAAUUGGAAAUCACUCCAGGGUUUCUAUGAGAACUUGCAGUGGCUCGCGAAACUGGAUAAGCUCAGCCAGGAAGUAAAUUGUUUUGAGGCGCUGGAGGGUCUUGAGGAGAACCUCAAGCGGAUAUGGGUGGAAGAAGCGAAGAACAGCAAAUAUGGCGGAGAUUACGAACAUCUCUGCUCUGGGGUCAUCGGUCGUCCAAGCAUGCACAAAGGAUCCCGAAUUGGGCUUGGCCUAGAGUUUUGGGUCGACCAGGCUCAGAUUUUGGAUGUCAAGGCAAAAGGAUCGCCCGAUGCAAUGGUGAUUGAUGGUGAAGCCAUUGAGAUGGAAGACCAAGAACGGAUAUGGACUGUCAUGAUCGAGUGCGAAGAGGGCUAUCCGUCCCUUCGUAUCUCCAAAGAGUGGGUCGGGGCAGACGUCUUCGCAUCUGAAGAUAAGUCGGAGUCGUCACCACCAUCUGAAACUGUGCGGUCCAUUGAAUGGCUUGAUCCUCCACAAACUAUGCGCUUGCAUGGAAACCAUCCCGAUCCAAUGGCUCUUGACUCCAGUAUGCUGGAAUCGUCCCCACCAAAUCGUCGCUUUGUUGCCAAGCUGGAGCCUGCUCUGGAUAUUCCCAUCCUCGCGGCGUCCGAAAUCUACCGUCAUCUUGGAAUGCAGUUACCACAUGAGUUCAAGAUGUUUACAUAUGAUGGUUUGCUAGUUUCAGACUCGACAACGGGCGAUGCAUCGCCACAACCUAGCCGCAGAAAGCGCAGAAUGUCUGUCUAUUCCGUCGACUCAACUGGCGCAACUCAGGUCAAGCAACAUAACUACACCUUCCAGGCAUUCGAAUCCGUUGCAGGCCGCAAGAUUCGUGAGCUUCCAUUUUCUCAUCCUCGGCAACUCGCCGACAUCCUUCCUGUGUUUCGUCAAUACGCUUUGCUUGCAAGCUUGAUUCGCAAAGUCUUCAAGGUUCCUGCCAAGGAAAAGAAUGACAUAACAGCAUCUGUGAAGAUGACACCAACAAAGUCAUCUUCUGGUCUAUCUUCUGGCCCAGAUUCAAGUCUCUUCAAUGGUUCGGAAAGCACCAUUACCCUCAGCAAUGAUGACCCCAACGAAGAGAAGCUCAACAUGCUGCUCAAUAAUGGGUUCCCAACUGCUGAUAACAGCGGGGGUUUCUCGUGGUCCAACAAUCAGGAUGAUCGACUAUUCAUGAACGAUGUCAAGGUGGACGUGACAUUACGCACACAACUUGGACAGGCCCCAGCUCUAAUGUUGCUUAUCACAAAUCCCGGCAAAAACAUCGGUAGCAUCGAGAAAUUUGUGCGCCAGUCAGUACAAAUCUCACUCUGUUUCGAGAUUGGCCUUAAUGGUCGCAUCUCCGUGGUCGACAGCUCGGGUCUCAAUGCAACCAAUGGUGAUCCUGGGGACACCGAGAUGCAAGGUGCGGAUGACAAGCCAAGCCUGCAUGAUAUCCACAAAAAGAUCGCCAGGGUCUUGGAGACCGCGCAGGACCUGGGUAUCCUGGUGGAAUGGGUCCUGCGGGAGCGGCUCGGCAGCGGUUAA